UAAAAUAGGUUAAGUUGACCCGCCAACAACUUCAGGCUCCAAGGAGAGAGAGAGAGAGAGAGAGAGAGAGAGAUGGCCUAGCACUAAUUAUAGCAGUAAAAAUUUCCUAAGAUAAUCAUUUCGGUGCAGAUAUAUUCUAAUUAUAAGCGUUUUGAGUAGAUAUUGUACUCCGUAAGUAAGUGGAGAGGCUGCUCUUUAAGUCAACUAACUAAUCUCCACUGCAAGAAACUCUCUCUCUCUCUCUCUCUCUGAAAAAUUUUGUAAGGAAGGAAAGGGAGUAGAAGAUGGCAGGAGGAUCUUUGGCUCCAACUGGUGUGUCCAAGGAGAGAGCACAGCAAUACCAAGGGAAGGUUACCUCUUAUGUGGUCAUUUCUUGCAUUGUUGCGGCCACUGGUGGAUCCAUCUUCGGCUAUGACAUCGGAAUUUCAGGAGGGGUGACAUCAAUGAAUGGAUUUCUUGAAAAGUUCUUCCCAACUGUCUAUGAGAAGGAAAAGAAUGCUCAUGAAAACAACUACUGCAAGUACAACAACCAAGGCCUAGCAGCAUUCACAUCUUCUCUCUAUCUUGCUGGUCUUGUUGCAUCUCUAGUGGCAUCUCCCAUUACCCGAAAAUACGGGCGUCGUGGAAGCAUAAUAUGUGGUGGAAUGAGCUUUAUAAUAGGAGCAACUUUAAAUGCUUCAGCUGCAAACCUCGCAAUGCUUAUAUUGGGCAGGAUCAUGCUUGGGUUCGGCAUAGGAUUUGGAAACCAGGCGGUUCCCCUGUAUUUGUCAGAGAUGGCACCAUUCCGUCUCAGAGGAGGCCUGAACAUGAUGUUUCAGUUGGCAACAACCCUGGGUAUCUUCUCAGCAAACAUGAUCAACUACGGAACAUCAAAGCUCGAACCGUGGGGAUGGAGGCUCUCCCUAGGCCUGGCUGCAGCACCAGCUGUUUUAAUGACAUUGGGAGGAAUAUUUGUUCCAGAGACACCUAACAGCUUAAUCGAACGAGGAUCAACGGAAGAGGGAAGAAAGAUUCUAGAAAAGAUAAGAGGGACCAAUAACGUCGAAGCAGAGUUACAAGACAUAAUUGAUGCCAGCGAGUUAGCAAACUCGAUAGAGCAUCCCUUUAGAAACAUCCUUGAAAAAAGGAACAGGCCACAAUUAGUCAUGGCAAUCUUCAUGCCGACAUUCCAGAUACUCACAGGAAUCAAUUCGAUCCUCUUCUAUGCACCGGUUUUAUUUAAAAGUAUGGGGUUUGGGGCAAAUGCUUCACUCUACGCUUCUGCCUUGACUGGAGCUGUACUCUGUUCAUCUACAGUAGUCGCUAUUGUAAUGGUAGACAGGUGGGGUCGGAGGGCUUUACUAAUUGGCGGGGGAAUACAGAUGAUUAUAUGCCAGGUGAUAGUUGCCAUAAUCUUAGGGGUCAAGUUCAGCACUGACAAUGAGCUCUCGAAAAGCUUCUCGGUACUAGUGGUGGUGGUAAUCUGCCUCUUUGUUGCAGGUUUUGGAUGGUCAUGGGGCCCUCUGGGCUGGACAGUGCCAAGUGAGAUAUUCCCUCUAGAAACCAGAUCAGCUGGACAGAGUAUCACAGUAGCUGUGAACCUUUUCUUCACUUUCGUUAUAGGCCAGUCUUUCCUUUCCCUCCUCUGUGCUUUCAAGUUCGGGAUUUUCCUCUUCUUUGCUGCCUGGAUUACAGUGAUGACGCUCUUCGUCUAUUUCUUCCUACCUGAAACCAAGGGAGUCCCUAUCGAAGAGAUGAUAUUCGUUUGGAGAAAGCAUUGGUUCUGGAAGAAAAUAGUUCCUGGGUAUCCAAAUGCAGACGAGAGUAAUGUUACACAGUGAUUCAAUGGAGUAAGGUAAAACGGUUUGGAGUAAGGUAAAACGGUUAAGUUAAUGGCAUGAACAUUGGCUGAGCUACCAGUCACAAUAUGAUUACCUCAACUCAAAACGUGAAGAAUGUAGUAGACUACAUAAUAGAUGACUCUUCUCUUCUGUACUCUCUUAAAGAAAAAUAAAAUUGUCGUUUAUGAGGCA
Molecule: messenger RNA, 2012 nt
Organism: Rhododendron vialii
Lineage: Eukaryota; Viridiplantae; Streptophyta; Magnoliopsida; Ericales; Ericaceae
Product: sugar carrier protein A-like
Exons: 4
Coding region: 285-1820 (511 amino acids)
Biological process (GO): monosaccharide transmembrane transport
Cellular component (GO): membrane
Molecular function (GO): monosaccharide transmembrane transporter activity
Source: RefSeq, a predicted model, not a curated record